Molecule: messenger RNA, 849 nt
Organism: Frieseomelitta varia
Lineage: Eukaryota; Metazoa; Arthropoda; Insecta; Hymenoptera; Apidae
Exons: 6
Coding region: 1-741 (246 amino acids)
Source: RefSeq, a predicted model, not a curated record
AUGGCGGUCUUCGUGUCUGGAGCUAAUGCGUCCGUGAUGCUUGGAGAACAAAGAGCCACGGUCAAUCUGGACCAGGUUUACGUCAAAUAUCUCUGCCUCGAAAAAUGCGCACCGAACGUACGACAAAAGAAGGGAUUUGAAGAUAUGAAAUGCAAAACACAGUCGUACGUGGCUACGUGGUGUCCUGUGUGCGACAAACGUGUAAGCGAUAAAGGAAGAGACACGAACGGGCUUCUUGCACAUAUUCGUAAAUUUCACCCGAAACGUUCUAACCAAUAUUUCCCUCAGAAGACGGAGGAGUCGAAAGCAGCGUCGAAACAAACAUCGGCGUCAAAUUGUAUCGGCGACACGGACUGCAACACUCGGAAAAGCGAGCAACGAAAAAUUUACGCUACUCGUGUGGACACAUGGAAGUCUCACAACGAGAGAAAGAUUUGCCCUCGGUGUAAAAAGGAAGCAAUACCGACGCUUCAUGCUCGGGGAGACAAGUUGACGACCUCGCAUAUUGGAGCUUUGUGCCUUUUAGGAUGUUGGCCGCUUUGCUUUGUCCCAUUGAUAAUGAGGCGCGCGAAGAAAGUACGAAUGAUCUGUCCUCUGUGCGGAUACAUGUACGGAAAUUUUCAAUACAAGAACACCGGUUUGGCACCGUGCAAAACAGAUUCUGAAGACUCGCAAGCACGUCUCUCGUCACCGCCGAGAAGCUUCCGUUUAUGCGCGACGAAACAAGAACGUAAACACUGACGACAAUGUAUUCUGAUUAAAAAUUCGUGUAACAAAAUAUAAUUGUGUGGUUUAGUAAUUACGUAUAUGGAAUAAUAAUUUCUCUAAUAAAACAGUUUAACAAUUCAA